AUGUCGACUUUCCGUCGGGUGACGUCCAGUUCUGCGAACCUCCUUCUGCCCCUCAACACCAAGACCCCCACCAUCGCCAUGUCUUCACGCACGCCCACGAACCCCCUCUACUCCCAACCAUCAAACCUCCCGAACCGCAACCACAACCGCCACAAAGACCCCCAAGCUAACAUCCCCCCCAGCGACGCCCGCCCCCAGGACCCCCCAAUCCCAGGAAAAGAAUACUACCCAAACCAACCAAAAUCCCUCGCCGGCAUCGCCCUCCGCGCCUUCCUCCUCGGCACGACCUUCACCCUCGGCCUCCUCUCCCUGUCCCUCCUCCUCCUGACCACCUCGUCCCCGCUCUGGCGCCUCCCCUUCUUCCUCUCCGCCCUCUCCCUCUUCCACUUUCUCGAAUUCUACACAACGGCAGCCUACAACACCCCGCAAGCGACAGUCCACGCCUACCUCCUGACAGCAAACUGGCCCGCCUACGCAAUCGCCCACGCAACAGCCUUCCUAGAGUGCCUCCUCACGAACCUCAUCUUCCCCGACAGCGCCUGGGCGCCCUUCGGCCUCCGACCCUCCUUCCUGAUUGCGGGUCUGCUUCUGGUCGGGCUGGGCCAGGCGGUCCGCUCCGCGGCCAUGGUCACGGCGGGCCAGAGCUUCAACCACACCAUCCAGCACUACCGCGCAGAGUCCCAUACCCUCGUCACGGGCGGCGUGUACGCCUACUUUCGGCACCCUUCGUACUUUGGCUUCUUCUGGUGGGCUAUCGGCACGCAGCUCGUCAUGGGGAACGUGGUGUCGCUGGUGGCGUACGCCGUCGUGUUGUGGUACUUUUUUUCAAAGAGGAUACGACACGAGGAGGAGCUGUUGGUCAGGUUCUUUGGACAGGAUUAUGAGGACUAUCGCAAGCGUGUCGGGACCAUGAUUCCCUUUUGCGGGUAG
Messenger RNA from Colletotrichum tamarilloi, 930 nucleotides. RefSeq names its product isoprenylcysteine carboxyl methyltransferase. Bases 1 to 930 code for a protein of 309 amino acids. NCBI's taxonomy places the organism in Eukaryota, Fungi, Ascomycota, Sordariomycetes, Glomerellales, Glomerellaceae. Gene Ontology annotation, molecular function: protein C-terminal S-isoprenylcysteine carboxyl O-methyltransferase activity. The record is from RefSeq and is a predicted model, not a curated record. Gene Ontology annotation, biological process: C-terminal protein methylation. The transcript has 2 exons. Gene Ontology annotation, cellular component: endoplasmic reticulum; membrane.